AUAUAAAUCUAACAUCUCUGGUUUUGCAGUCAUAGACCUUGCAAAUCAUUAACAAUAUGAAGAAGUCGUGUGGCUUGAGAGGUUACUACCUUUGUGUAAUCAAUAUGUUCAUGUUGCUUUUGGUAGCAAGGUCCCAACUGACAUCAGAUUUCUAUAGCUCAUCAUGUCCUAACCUUUCAAAAAUAGUAAGAAGAGAGGUUCAAAAAGCUCUCAUGAAUGAGAUGCGAAUGGCUGCUUCUUUGCUUCGCCUUCACUUUCAUGAUUGCUUUGUCAACGGCUGUGAUGGAUCAAUACUACUAGAUGGUGGUGGUGAUGCAGAGAAGUCUGCUAUUCCUAAUCUGAACUCUGUUAGAGGAUAUGAGGUUGUAGAUACAAUCAAAAGUUCAGUGGAGAGUGCAUGCAGUGGGGUCGUCUCCUGUGCGGAUAUAUUAGCCAUCGCUGCCAGAGAUUCUGUGCUCCUAAGUGGUGGACCUUCUUGGAAGGUUUUGCUAGGACGAAGAGAUGGCAAGGUAUCAAACGGAACCCUGGCAAAUAGUGCUCUUCCUGCGCCAUUUGAUCCAUUGGAUACCAUCAUUGCAAAGUUUAAUGAUGCAGGCCUUAAUCUCACAGAUGUUGUUUCUUUAUCAGGUGCCCAUACCAUUGGCCGAGCAAGGUGUACUUUUUUUAGCAAUAGAUUGUCCAACUUCUCAGGAACAGGUGCACCAGACACCACACUAGACACUGCCAUGCUCUCUGAUCUGCAAAGUUUGUGUCAAAAUGGAGAUGGAAACGCAACUGCAGUUCUUGAUAGAAACUCAUCAGAUCUAUUUGACAACCACUACUUCAAGAACUUGGCCAGUGGAAAGGGGCUUCUCAGUUCUGACCAGAUUCUAUUUUCUAGUAAUGAGGCUAAUUCAACCUCUAAACCUUUGGUGGAAAGCUAUAUCAACAAUAGUGGCCUCUUCUUCGUGGACUUUGUCAAUUCUAUGAUCAAAAUGGGGAACAUAAAUCCAAAGACUGGGUCCGAUGGAGAGAUUAGGAAGAACUGCAGAGUGAUAAAUUCCUAGGGAUAUGAAUCUGGCUUUCAAUAUAUAUAUGUAUGUAUGUAAUUAAUAAGCAGAAAAACAAGUGUUUUCUAGUUAUAUUAGGUAACUACGGUUAUGGUUGUUUGUUCUUGUUUUAUUGGGUUAAGUUACUAGAAAUGGAAUUUCAAAAUAUGCUUUUCAGGUCCACGCAGUGAAAAUGAGAACCUAAACCCAACAGGAGACAAAUUAUGAUAACAGGAUUUAAACCAUAACCUCUCACUUUCU
Vigna radiata var. radiata (mung bean) is the source of this 1289-nucleotide messenger RNA. Its product is annotated as peroxidase N-like. The record is from RefSeq and is a predicted model, not a curated record. NCBI's taxonomy places the organism in Eukaryota, Viridiplantae, Streptophyta, Magnoliopsida, Fabales, Fabaceae. Gene Ontology annotation, molecular function: peroxidase activity; heme binding. The transcript has 5 exons. Gene Ontology annotation, biological process: response to oxidative stress; hydrogen peroxide catabolic process. Bases 57 to 1046 code for a protein of 329 amino acids.